Striga asiatica is the source of this 1038-nucleotide messenger RNA. Lineage: Eukaryota; Viridiplantae; Streptophyta; Magnoliopsida; Lamiales; Orobanchaceae. The record is from the annotation of a GenBank genome assembly.
AUGUAUCAGUCCAACAAUCAACAUGAUGAUGGCCACGAAAAUCGCGAUCCCGGCGGCGACGCACGCGGUGUCCAGCCCCUUCUCUCUCCUCUCUUUCCCCUCCCUACACCGCGCCUUCAUCCUCGAAAACGCCGCAUAGACGUCCCUCUCCCGGCCGCCGCCGCCGCUCGGCCUCGUUCGCCCGGCCGCCAUGGCCGCCUGAAUCACCCCGAGCCCCUCCAUCCCGGCCAGGACCCUCCCCUCCACCCCCACCACCUGCAUAUUCGCCUCCACCACCCUCAUCCCGCCGCCGCCGCCGCCGCAGCGGCACGCAACCGCCACCGCGCACUCCGCCAGCCUCCCGCCGCCGGCGUCCACCACCACGGCGUACCGCAGCUGCAGGUCCCCCGUCAGCCAGUGCCGCCGCGCCACCACCGCCCUCCGGCUCGCCACGCUGGCCGCCCUCCCGGCGGCCGGGUCGAUCAGGAUCCAGCUCACGAGCAGGCGGUCGGCGGCGCUCUCCUUGGGGUCGAGGAGGUCCAGCCGGAGGGGGGUGCAGAGGAACCAGGGCGAGGACGUCUCGGUGACCAGGACCUUGGAGUAGAUCGGCCGGCCGUCGCAGCUGAUGUCCACGGCGGAGAUGAGCUCCGGCGUCUGCGAGAAGUGGCGUCGGUGGAGGGGGGGUUCGGCGGCGGGGCGGUGGCGGAGNGGAGGGAAGGGAAGGCGUCGGAGAAGAGGGAGCGGUGGGCGGAGGGGAAGGCGGAGACGGCGGCGCGGACGCGGGGGUCGGCGGUGGAGGGCCAGGUUGAGUGGCAGAUGUCGCGCCAGAGGCGGUCGUCGCGGCAGAGGGGGAGGAGUUGGGCGGAGGAGCAGGCGGCGGCGGCGAGGGUGGAGCCGUCGAGGCGGUUGAGGAUGUGGGAUUGGAUGAUGUCUGGGUGGAGGGCGGUGAUGGGUGGUGGUGGUGGAGAGCCGGAGCGUUCGCCGCCGCCGUGGUCGGUGGUGGCGGGGGAGGUGGGAGAUGGGGACAUAGAUAUUUUUUAUUUUCCGUUUGGUAAUUGA